CCAAACGAACGUGGGACGAACGGGCGAAGGGCCUCAGUGUAUCGACGUACGCGAUGGAGUGCAGAGGUGUUCCCAUUCUUCCGACCUACGCCCAAGCCUGUGGAGAUGUGGUGGAUGUCUCGCCGCUGCCUCGCAAACGGUCCCUGUGCCACACGCUCUUCGCCUACCGGACGCUGAACGAUCCCGUCAUCAUUCUGAUCACCUUGGCCGUGGUCGUCGGCUCCUUCUGCCUGCUGAGCGGCUUCAUUUUGCUCUGCGUCGUCUCCAAGGCCUGGCAGGACGAGACCUCCGAGGCCAUACUGCUAAUGGGCAUUGGCUUCUUCAUCACAUCCCUGUCGUGUGUCUCGUGGAAGUUGACGAGAGCCCAGCGCCUCACCCAGAUCGUGGAGGCCAUCAACGAUCGUGAUCCGACGGAGGACGGAGGCUUAAGUCAAGUGUUGAGUCUUAGUUAGGUGCCCAGCACCUCUUUGUCGAUUAAAUUAUUUCCAUUCACGAAGCAA
Messenger RNA from Drosophila guanche, 500 nucleotides. RefSeq lists its product as uncharacterized. NCBI's taxonomy places the organism in Eukaryota, Metazoa, Arthropoda, Insecta, Diptera, Drosophilidae. Bases 54 to 452 code for a protein of 132 amino acids. The transcript is spliced from 3 exons. The record is from RefSeq and is a predicted model, not a curated record.